Molecule: messenger RNA, 1365 nt
Organism: Haliotis rubra (blacklip abalone)
Lineage: Eukaryota; Metazoa; Mollusca; Gastropoda; Lepetellida; Haliotidae
Product: tryptophanase-like
Exons: 1
Coding region: 1-1365 (454 amino acids)
Biological process (GO): amino acid metabolic process
Molecular function (GO): lyase activity
Source: RefSeq, a predicted model, not a curated record
AUGGAACCGUUUAAGAUAAAGGUAGUGGAACCUCUACCAAAGGUCACACGAGAAGAGCGUGUUAGGCAUCUCACGGCAGCUGGGUUUGAGCCGUUCUGUCUCCAGGCUCGUCACGUGAUCAUGGACCUGUGUACAGAUUCCGGGACAUGCGCAAUGAGCCAGAACCAGUGGGCAGCCAUGAUGGGAGCUGACGAAAGUUACAAAAACUCAACCAGCUUUGAACGGUUUAAGAAGUCCGUACAGACUAUCACGAGGUUCCGAUACGUGAUACCAGUCCAUCAAGGCAGGGCCGCGGAGUCCCUUCUCUUCCGUUUAGUCUUAAAGGCGGGUUCCGUGGUGGCGAGUAACGGCUUGUUCUUCACCACGGAACACAACAUAACACGACAGGGUGGGAAAUGCAUCGAGAUACCUUGCAAAGAGUCACGUGAAAACAAAUUCGGUGGCAACAUUGACUGUGAACAACUCAACAACAUUCUUGAUGACGUAACCAUCGUCGUCAUCACAGUGACGAACAACGAGCGCGCUGGGCAGCCUGUUUCCAUGGGCAAUUUAAAGCGCCUGCAGCAGCUAUGUUCUUCAAGAGGUAUACCCGUGUUCAUGGAUGGAUGUCGGUUUGCUGAGAAUGCAUUCUUCAUUAAGGAAAGUGAACCAGGGCUUCAAAAUAAACCAAUACCGGAAAUCGUCGCUGAGAUGUUUUCUUGUGUUAAUGGUUGUUUCGUUUCGGCAAAGAAGGAUGGAUUGGCAAAUACGGGGGGGUUCUUUGCAACGGACGACAAGGCGCUAUUUGAUAAAUUCACGUACGAGAUGCUGUGGUCAGAAGGGUCUCCCGAGUACGGUGGUCUUGCCGGAAGAGACCUUGACGCCAUUGCUGUUGGCCUGCAAGAGGUCAUUGACGAGGACUACUUGCGUUACAGAGUAGCUAUCACGCGAGAGUUCGGCGAGAUUUUGAAGAGAGCAAAUGUUCCUAUUAUUGAACCUGUUGGGUGUGCUGUACAUGUAGAUGCAGAGAAAGCCUUAUCGCACAUCUCACCUGCCGAUUACCCAGCAAGAGCUCUCAACUGCGCUUUAUACGUCGAGGGCGGCGUUAAAGGUGUACACUACAGCUAUAAACAGGGAACUACUUUGGCGGAAGGGUUGCAGAAACGGGAAGUGUUACGACUCUCACUCCCGCGAAGGGUUUACACACUUUCCCACCUACUGUACGUCUGUGAAGUUUUCAAGCGGGUUUUACAGAAGGCUGAUAGUAUCUCUGGACUGAAGCGAUUUUCUCAGAAAAUAAACUACUCAGGUGCUCCGAUGGUGCCAAUACUUGGGUCUGUUUUCGCUUCAGACACUGUUGGUGCAGGUGCAGACAUUGAGGACUAG